UGAAAGGAUUCUCUGUCUAAUGUGCAGGACUCCACCAGUGACUUGGUGCCACCCUUGAGACCUAGCUUCUGGGUUCUGAUGGACUAAUCCUUCACUUCUCGAUCCAUGGGAAAACCAGAGAGCCUUGGGGCUCUGGGUGCGAGCUCCCGCCCCUGCAAAUGUCGGGCACUUUGUCUCCAGCGAUAAGCAAGUCUGCGAUAGCAGCAGCCUCUAGCAGCCCGAGACUUGGCAAGCCCUUGCCAGCGCGCGCUCCUCCUCCUGCCGCCCAGCCCAGCCCGGCGCGUCUCGGAGGACACUGAUGCUCCGCUUGCUCGGCAGAGUCAUGUCAUUUUCGCCUAUGCCGCCGCCGCCGCCUCCGCCACCGCCACCGCCCACCCGAAUCCAGGGGGGCCCCGCCGCGCGCCAGCUAUCCCGGAGACCCUGCGCGCCGCCCGUGCCCUCGCCGCCCGCCGCCGCCGCCGCGGGCGAGAAGAAGAGGAGGCCGCCCGAGAUGCUGCUCUCCAGCUCCUGGCCCUCCGCCACCCUGAAGAGGCCCCCGGCACGGCGCGGUCCCGGCCUGGGUCCGGGCACCCCGCAGCCGCCUACCUCCGCACGCGUCCCGUCCCAGCCCUCUCCGGGCCGUGGGGGAACCCCGGCCACGUGCUCUGCUCCCCGGAGGGUCGCCUGCAGCCACAUCCCAGCGGCAUCCACCGCCUCGGGGACCUCUGCGGGGGCGGGGGCCGGGCCCGACGACACCACGCGCUUCUCCUUGAGCCUCACCCCAGAAGCCAUCCUGGUCAUCCAGAGGCGCCACCUGGAGAAGCAGUUGCUGGCGCGACCCCGCAGGCCCUUCACUGCACCCUCGGCCGACCCGCGGCGCCCCCUGGUCCCCUGUCCCAGGACCAGGUCUUCGACCCUGCGGAGGGGCGGUCCCACCAGUGUCCCCGACGCGCCUCUGGCUGUGGCAGUCAGCAGCCGCCCUCCCCGUGCCUCGCUGCUGCCGGGAGGUCUGCAGGCCACUAUGCCCAGCCCGCACCCCUCCAGCCUGCGCCCAGUGCUUAAGGUGUCGCUGCUCAAUGAGAAGCACAAGUACGAUGAUGAGGAGUACGAGGAGGAGGUGGAGGUGGUGGACGAGGGCCUCGUGCGCAAGUGCACCGAGUGGCUGCGUGGGGUGGAGUCGGCGGCAGCUGCGAGGGGCCGCACAGAGCAUCUGGACUCGCUGCCGCACCUGAGCACGCUGUGAGCUAGGUGGGCCUGUGGGACCCAGCCUGGCUUGAGGCCCACGGCCGCCUCCUGCGCUCCUUGCACACCUGGGCUCUUGUGAACCAGGUAGGCCAGCAAGGGACAGGACUAUUCCCCAGGUGUGCUUACUCAUGAGUGACCCACAGCCUUUUCUAACGCCCACCACCCACCUUCUGUGCAAUUAGGUCAGCGUGAGACACAGCAGACUCGCCUGACUCCAGCAGCUCUUCCCUGCUCCUCCUUCUGCCCCCAAACCCCAUGGGGAGGAAGGACUUGUGAAAUGCCUUCUAACCUCCCACCCUAACUAAGGAUUGGACCCAGAGGUCCUCUGCCCCAGGUGGCAUUCUACUUCCUGGGGACUCUGCAAGCCUGUGACCACCGAGGGUGGAGUGGUCUUCUAUUGCAGAGCUAGGACAUGGUGCUACAUACAUGAUUUCUUUCCUUACAAAUAAGAAAGAUAUUGGGUACUGGAAACUCUGGUUAACUAACCGUGUAACCCAGCAGCCCUGGAAAGUGUUCUGGGUGAUCCUGGAGAACUUGUGCUCCACCAGCCAGCUGAGGACUCAGCCAUCCCUUACACACACACACACACACACACACACACACACACCACUCCCCUGUCAAUGCACAAGCACAUCCAUGCCACUAGCAGUCAUGCAUGCAUGCAUGCAUACGUACACAGCCACCCACACAUGCCCACGAUAACACAUACAUGUGCAUACAUGGCCAUGCGCAUGUAGUCGAAGCCACACACAGGUGUCUCCAGGGGCACAGCUAGAAUUUUUUUUGAGAGGUAGAUCAAGGUGGGGACCGGAGUCAGGGUUGUUGUCUGUUAAGAAUGCAGUUUUUAUCUGAGGGCAUAGCAAUGUCGCCCUCACUAGCUAGGGCAGAGAAGGAUGUGGUCGGUGAGUGAAAGCAAGGCAGGGCAAGUCUGCCCACCCGAACAGUUUGAGGUGGAAGCAGGAAGUAGCUGUGGGCCAGGGCAGGUGUCUCUCAUCACUGUGAAAACCGUGACAAUGGGGUUCUGUAUGCUGUAAAUAGUGACUUUUUAGAUUCUAUUUAUUAUUUGAAUGAAGGGUUAAACUCCUGUCUCUUAGGAGCCAAGCCCUUCCCAUUACCUGGAGGAUGAUUCUUUUGUAUUUCUUCUGUGCCUGAGUGGAUUUAACCCCAAGGAUGAGAAGGAAGUAUUUGUUCUAAUCAGAUAAGGUUGCCUGUAGGAAAGUAAUGCAUUACCUCAUUUUUUUUUACUUAUCUUAUGCAAGUCAAUAACCAGUUUAAUGUUUGUCUUGUUAGAUUUUAAUGUGUCAGUUCUCAAUUGUAUUUUAAAUCAAAGCCUUACAUUUUUAAAAACCAAUUAUAUAUUUUCCUUGUAGAGGUCUUUGCGUUUUCUCUCUCUCUCUCUCUCUCUCUCUCCCCUCUCUUUCCUUCUUGGCACAAGCUUUGCCAACCAAGAGGCCUUAGUUCAGAGGGAGCUACAUCAGACACCAGAUGAAUUUAAAAAAAAAAGCUACUUAUUGAUUUUAAAUGGUUAAUGCCAAAGGGGCAAAAUUAGCAACACUGGUGAGGGCGGGGGCAAGGGGAGGAGAAGGGAAGGGCUGUUCCUCUAGGCAAGUCAGGUGGAGAGGGCACUGCCUCUGCGCUCAAGCCUGGCACAGGAUGGCUUUCCCCCUGUCUGCACUCAGCGCAAUCGCCAGUACUUCACAUGCUCAGCUCCUUGGCCUCAGCAACCUUAACAACACCAGAAACAGUUCCUGAUCCCUCCUAAAGGAGUGUCCUCUAGGGAGGUCUUCCUCCCCCUUUGUCCCUUUGUCUGUCAUGUAGGUCUGUGUACCAUUCUGUCCAUCUCUGUUUGUCUGCUUUGAUUUUCCAUCCUCACUGUCUCCUCCAGGCAGCCCUCCCCUCUCCCUUUCUAACCGGCCUCAGUACAGAGCUUAGUAUGUUCUCCCUGGUUGGUGACUCAAAGGGGCUUCAUGUGCCUGGCUCUUCACUUCAGAGAUGGGGGCAUGUUUGUGUUGAAUGGCCGAUGACUCUGUAACGAGAGGAAGGCCUGCACAUGUCUUGUGAAGUCUCUUCCUCGUUGCCGACAUUCUGAAGACAUUUUCUAGUCACUGUGCUACAGUUUCUUAAUGCUUAAAUAAAAAAAAAGUAAUCGAA
Grammomys surdaster is the source of this 3375-nucleotide messenger RNA. RefSeq names its product proline rich 18 (gene Prr18). The transcript has 2 exons. The coding region runs from base 299 to 1222 and encodes 307 amino acids. The record is from RefSeq and is a predicted model, not a curated record. NCBI's taxonomy places the organism in Eukaryota, Metazoa, Chordata, Mammalia, Rodentia, Muridae.